Messenger RNA from Durusdinium trenchii, 960 nucleotides. NCBI's taxonomy places the organism in Eukaryota, Dinophyceae, Suessiales, Symbiodiniaceae. The record is from the annotation of a GenBank genome assembly.
AUGCCGGGUGACGAGUCCUCCGGCGACAUCGGGCCAAUGAAACGAGGGCGACUCGGGUGGAUCCAGCGCGACGUAGGCUUGGACAACGCCGGUGCCGAGCGGAACAAGUACGGCUUGCCCAUUGGAGACUUUCUCUACGAACAUGCCCGGGAGAAGGCGUCCUCAUCGCAGGCUCAGGAGCCACAACCCUCCACUCCGCGCAUGGGGGAGAACUCUCGGCAGCUCUUUGAGGAGACAAAGCAGCGAACAUACAAGCAAUUGUUCGACUUGCUGACCUGCAAAGACUCUGAGGGGCAGCUACAAGCAGAGACGAUUUGUUUAGACGGCUUGGACUCCGACUUGCGAGCCUUCCUUCAGCCGAUGGUUUCAUUCUUGGACUCCAGUCAACACAGAAUGGAGUUUGAAGCCUUCUGUGCUGCACUGGACUAUCAACGUCAGCACGCUGUGAUGCCGACGGCACAUCUCUUCACGCAGAGGAACUCGAGGGGAAAGGAGAAGGCCAAUCCCGAGACGCCUGUGCCAAAGAUCGAUCAGAAUAGUGUCCGGCUGGCAUCGAAGCGCAGAUCUCGGAGUGUGCCGCUCCAUGUGCAACUCUUCCGUGAGAGAGAUGUCCGGGAUGCACGCAUGGAAGAGCGCAGGCUGCUGGCUGAAGAAGCAGAGUUGCAGGAGUGCACCUUCCGCCCGAGGGUGGGCCGCCAUAAUGGCCGGUCCUGGAGCUCCCGGAGUUUCAGACAAGACAGUCCUGGUGUCAACUCAAGCCCCAGCUCAUCUCCACAAGUUCAAUCCUUUGAGCCCAGUCGCUCCACAGGUGCGGCCCCAGCUCCGAGAACACCUCGAGGCCCCGGCGCUCCUGGGGGCCCAGGGGUCGCCACGGUCGCCGCGUCCACGCCUCGACCCGAGGGCUCGCUUGGCCUAGCCACGCCGACGUCAGGUCUGGACUCGUUGCGUGGAGAACGGUGA